AUGGAAGAAGAGGACCGACACAGUGCUGUUAUCCCCAGUUUACGUGGUAAACCACCUCCACGAACUCCAAGUGCAAGUCGACAAGCAAGCCGAGCUCAAUCAAGGCACUCAGCGCAUAGUUACGACCCAGUUGCUUCCGUUGAACGUCACCAGUCUGUGGAUCGAAUGGCUUCUCGAGCAUCGCAAAGAAGCGAAAAGGAGAAUGAACGUCGGAAUUCUUCGAGUUCGAGGCAGCGUUCGUCUUCCAGAUCAUCGAGAAGAGCGAGUACACAAUCAACACAGGCAAAGCCUGCUGUGGAUCGUCAGCAUCUUCAAGAAUCCUAUGAAGUUCCGGAUGCAGGUGGUGGUGGCGUAGCGACAGAUGCCUACGGAAGACCAACAAGCUUUACAAUCAUGUGA
This is a messenger RNA of Cylicocyclus nassatus, 399 nucleotides long. The record is from the annotation of a GenBank genome assembly. Lineage: Eukaryota; Metazoa; Nematoda; Chromadorea; Rhabditida; Strongylidae.